UUAGCAUCAACAUCAAACCAACCUAUACCAAACAUUUCCAGCCUCUUCCCCCGGAACCAUAUAUAUAUGGGCUUGCAUUAAUUAUAAAUGUAGCAUUUCUUCUUACCGUUCCUGCUAGUACUAAACCUUUCUGGCAAUCUCCGCCAAUCUUACUCGUAGGUUGAAUCGCAGAAAUAAUUGGAUCAGGUUUCGAUCGUAUGGAAACCCUCUCUACUAGUGCGCUGCCGAUGCCAAAUCUUCCUGUGUUCUUCGCCGUGUAUCUGCUGCUUUACUUGAUUGCUUACUUCGUCAUCUUCCGCAACUGGUCCAGGAAUCUCCGGCCGGAAGCGUCGAGCUGCGUAAUUUCACUGGCCCACGGCACUCCCGCCGUGUUUUUAGCCAGUCGCGCCAUCCUGAUCGAUCCGAACCGCAAUUUCCAUUCCCAGAAUACCCCUUUCCAGAAUCUAGUGCUCGAUUACAGCAUUGCCUAUUUCUUGAUGGACCUGUGCCAUUACUUGAUUUUCUACCCAAGAGAUGUGCUUUUCAUCGGCCACCAUCUGGCCACUUUAUUCGUUUUCGUCACGUGUCGGUACUGCGUGUACCACGGGGCAUAUGCGAUACUGGUGCUGUUGAUUCUGGCAGAAAUUACCAGCUUCUGCCAGAAUGCUUGGACGCUGGCCGGUGCCCGCAGAUCGGACUCGGAAUUUGCCGCCAGACUGUACGACUCUCUGUCGCCUCCUUUUUAUGCUUUGUACACCGCAGCUAGGGCUUUUGCGGGGCCGGUUUUUGUAUACCAAAUGCUUGCUUUUUAUUUGGGUGGGAUGGCGGAUAAUGUGAUUCCCAGAUGGCUCUGGGUUUCCUGGAUAUUUGUUGUUGUUACGGCAAUUUCUGUCAGUAUAUUGUGGAUUUCGAAUCUUUGGCUUCAGUUGUACAAAGAAAUAACUGCAAGGCAUGCCGAGAAAAUUAGAUAAAGCCUGCAGCUUUUUUAAUUUUUUCCCCACCCCCUCCCCUAAUUAUGGAAAAUUCAGCUGCUCUACUGAAAACUCUGCACUGCAGUAUAUUAGCUUCUUCAUAACA
Molecule: messenger RNA, 1056 nt
Organism: Coffea eugenioides
Lineage: Eukaryota; Viridiplantae; Streptophyta; Magnoliopsida; Gentianales; Rubiaceae
Product: TLC domain-containing protein At5g14285
Exons: 2
Coding region: 198-950 (250 amino acids)
Cellular component (GO): membrane
Source: RefSeq, a predicted model, not a curated record